AUGUCCGCCAACGACAAGCCCAUCCGGCGUUCGCUAGAUUCGCGUCUGCCGCCCUGGAUUGCGCGUUGGAUUGGCAUCCGCACUCAGCCACCAAAACCAAAAUCAACCUAUGUUCCCUACCUGUGGGCAUUUAUUGGCGCAUUCUGCGGUCUGUCUCUUCUGCAGGCCGUCUUCGGCCAUGCACCCUACUUCAUUGAGAGGGGAGUACCGCCCAUCAUCGCAUCCUAUGGUGCUACUGCCGUGCUCUGCUAUGCUCUGCCCGAGGCCCCAUUGGCCCAGCCGCGCGCAGUUUUGGGCGGCCACUUCUUCAGCGCGUUGACCGGCAUCAUCAUCGCCCGGAUUUUCCAGCUCAACAACCUCAAAGACGACGAGAGCCCUCGGCGCCUCGCUUGGCUAGCUGCCACCCUGGCCUCCUCCAUCGCAAUAGUUGUCAUGCAAGCAACCAAGACAGUCCAUCCGCCCGCGGGAGCGACAGCACUCUUGCCCAUUGUUACUCCGGCUGUCAACAGACUGAACUGGUACCUUUUGCCUGUGGUUCUACUGUCAUCUGUCCUGAUGAUUGUUGUCGCCUUGAUCACCAACAACAUCCAGCAGAGGUAUCCCGUUUUCUGGUGGGCUCCAAAGCCGCCACCGAAGGCUCCUGCUACGUUGCCGGUCGCGAGUGAGAAUGGAACGAAAUAG
Molecule: messenger RNA, 681 nt
Organism: Pestalotiopsis fici W106-1
Lineage: Eukaryota; Fungi; Ascomycota; Sordariomycetes; Amphisphaeriales; Sporocadaceae
Exons: 2
Coding region: 1-681 (226 amino acids)
Source: RefSeq, a predicted model, not a curated record